AUGUGUUUGAGUCAGCUGCAGAUUUCAAGUGAUUUUAAAUCAGAACUUCUGAAGGCUCAUCAAGAUAGUGAAGCAUUACGUAAGGUAUUACCAGCAGUUGAACAAGGAAAACAUUGGAAAGUGUCAGAAGGUCAAGAUGGUCUGUGGAGGUUCAAGAACCGGAUUGUUGUGCCAGAUGUCAGAGACCUGCGACAAAAUAUCUUGAAGGAAGCUCAUAAGAGCGAAUUCUCAAUUCGCCCAGGAAGCACUAAAAUGUAUAAGGAUCUGAAGGCGAAGUUCUGGUGGCCAUGGAUGAAGAAUGAUGUGGCAAUGCAUGUUUCUAAAUGUUUAACGUGUCAGAAGAGAUCCUUGUUUUACAUCAAGAUUCUAGGGAACCUUUCAGCGGGCAUUUGGGACUCAGUUAAUUUUGGGUACUGCGUAUCACCUUCAGACAAAUGGUCAAUCAGAGAGAACUAUUCAGACCUUGGAGGAUAUGCUAAGGGCUUGUGUUUUGGGCCAGCCGACGAGCUGGGAUCGAUAAAGAAGAUUCGUAGUCGAAUGCUCAUAGCCCAAAGCCAUCAAAAGAGCUAUGCUGACUAA
This is a messenger RNA of Arachis ipaensis, 579 nucleotides long. NCBI's taxonomy places the organism in Eukaryota, Viridiplantae, Streptophyta, Magnoliopsida, Fabales, Fabaceae. The record is from RefSeq and is a predicted model, not a curated record.